Mycena citricolor is the source of this 3999-nucleotide messenger RNA. The record is from the annotation of a GenBank genome assembly. NCBI's taxonomy places the organism in Eukaryota, Fungi, Basidiomycota, Agaricomycetes, Agaricales, Mycenaceae.
CUUGCUUGGCCUUGACCAUGUCUCUCAUGAACUCUCCCGUCAUCUCGCUCACCCAACAAAGAUCCACUACGUCACUGCAUACUGUGGCUGGAAUGCUUACCAGUGCUUUGUCAGCCUCCUCUUCCUCUAUCCUUCUUGCCGAGGGGGACGAGGAGGUCGUGAAAGCCGAAGGACUGCGACACACCGAAAUCAGACUGGAUGCCAGACAUUACAAACAGCCAACAUUCGCCACCAAGGUCCUGAACUGUCUGCGAUCGCUCAAGGUUCCGACCUGGACUGCCGCUGACAUCUCAGCUGACGAUGUAUCCAUCUUCAAAGUGUCGGGGUCUCUGACGAAUGCCGUGUUCUUUGUGUCUUCCACACGCGCCGGAUGCCGCACCGUGCUGCUUAGGAUUUAUGGGGCAUCUUCAGGGUCUUUGAUCUCCCGCCCGCGCGAACUUCACACGUUGCACAUGUUAUCAUCGCGAUACCGUUUUGGACCUCGCGUGUAUGGGACCUUUUCUAAUGGCCGUGUAGAAGAGUACUUCGAGUCCACCACCUUAACUGCGGCAGACCUCCGAGAUCCCAAGAUCAGUCGUUGGAUCGGAGCUCGGAUGGCGGAUCUCCACUCUGUCGACAUCGAAGCCAUCGAAGGCAAGGGAUGGGAGAUUGCAGUCAAGGCUAAUAUCCGCUCCUGGAUCGCCCCUGCUGACGAUGUCCUUGCCCUGGCCGAAUUCCCGGCUGCCCUGCGCAGCGAACUGGACUUUCCUCGAUUCAAGACCGAGUGGGAUCUGUACAUGUCCCGGCUGUCCUCUCUGGAAAACUUGCCCAAAGGCAGCCGGCGUGUCUUUGCGCACAACGAUACACAGUACGGAAACCUGCUGCUCUUGACGGAGGAGAAGAAGAUUCCCGACCAUCGUCAGCUCAUUGUUGUCGACUUCGAAUAUGCAGCACCGAACCCGGCCGCCUAUGAUCUCGCGAAUCACUGGAACGAGUGGAUGUUCAACUACCACAGCGACACACCCCACCUGCCCGAUCUCAGCCGGUACCCGGUGGAAUCGGAGCGCUACAAUCUUUACCGCGCUUACCUCGAGCACAGCGCAGAGGAAUUGUCCGAGUGCGAGAUUUCCGAGCGGCUGCCGUGCCUCGACGAGCAGGUCCAGCUGUGGAACGCAGCGUCUCACGCGUGGUGGGCUGUCUGGGGCAUCGUGCAGGCCAGAGAGGACGUCGAGGGACAGAUCGUCGAGCCUGAGUUCGAGUAUCUUAAGUACGCGCAGGCCAGGAUGACUGCUUUCCGGGUUGCGCUCAAGACGCUAGGCCUGUGACUUAAUUUUGGGUUGUAGAGGAUGGAAGACUACUACGCAUACUGAUUGUAUUAUGCUGAUCUUACAGGAUCUGUAGUUGUAGCCCUACUUUUUUAUUUAGUGGUUUACUGGACAGGAUAAGAAUAAACUGGCGACGCGAGAUUGAUUGAGAAAUAAAAACAUGUAUGCGAGUGGACGAUGUUUGCAUGCGAGAGAUAAGAGCCCGGAAAGCAAGCAGAGCUAGAAGAAUGUCCGAACCAGGCGGCAGUCGUAAUCAAGAAGACAGGUCAGAAUCAGUUCGAGGCAGCGGUGGUGAAUCUCCGCUUCAGCUUGAGCAGCAGCGGCAGCUGAUCAAGCCCAGGCGGCCUUCUCAUGCAGCCGCGACGAUCCCACGGCAAGCUCAGUCGUUGACCACGGCGAAGACCCCACUUCUGUCGACGGGCUGGACUGACCAAAGCCGAGGUGGGAGCUCCGCGAGAAGCUGCCCCAGUUCCCAGCGGAACCUGCUCUGACAUGUCCAUUGACCCGGCCGCCAGAGCUCGACGGGGGAGUUCCUGGGCGUACGGCAGUAUUAGAUCCAGUGGCCGCCUUGGAUCGCUAAAUCAAUUCUCUUGUCAGACCGUAGUCACAAAAUAGAACAGCCCCUCAAUCACCUGGUUGAAGCCAACAAUCUCUAUCCUGGCAUUGUUGUGCCGGCCCAGAUCCGGUCCCGCAGUCACGGGCACAGGCGACUUCGAACCGAUGCGCUCCGGUGCAUGGAUCAGGACCCCGUUGCUCGCAAACGUCGGAUAGGCGGACUUGUUUUGCUUUAGCGAUGAGCCGUCCACCGACGUGUCGACCCUGAGAGAUCCUGUCGCCGGCCGAGAGAACGCGAAUGCCGUAGUAGGGGUUGCUUCUGUCGGUGUCGGAGUGGCCAUCUGUGCUACCGGUUCUCGCUUGAUUCGUGUCAGGAUCGAGACAGAGCCCUCAUUCGGAUCACUGUUCGUGCUCAUGGAUCGUGCUCGUCCGUCAGAAGCGUGUGGCGGAGGGGGCACUGAUUCGCCAGAAGGCGGAAGCUCCGUGUGAAUGAAACAACACCGUUUCCCGUAGGGGCACGACCCCGAAACCCAGAAGGUCUGAAUGGACAUCAGAUCGGUGAGAGAAGGGCAGAGCAAAUAAACAAACCCUGCAGAUCUCCGUCUUGUACUAGAAUAGACAAGUCAACACAAGCCCACAAUAUCCGAGGACGGACCCACCUUGGGAUGACGCUGAACAUUUCGCAACUCUUCCUCCCCAUGAGCAAACUGGCAUUUGCCCGCGUAACGGCAAGAACCCUUUUCUUCCCAGCUGCGGCACAGCUCAGUCUUGACUCAGGCUUCCAUCCGUGGGGAUGCCCAUCGAGGGCGGCAUGCCAUACGGCCCAGUGUAUUGCGCCUGGAGACGAGCCAUCGCUUGGGCCGUCACAACAUCCGGACGCCCGUAGGCCUCUGGCGCAGCAUAGAACUGGUUGUACAUUGGCAUCCCAGCCGGAGGCGGCAUCCCUCCCGGGAACAUAUUCGCAUUGAACGCCUGCAUGUUGCUGUUCAGCAAAGCCAGCGCCGCCGCAUCCCGGAGCGCAGACGGGUCCGACGUCGAGUGGUGGUGUCUGCCCUGGAAAACGUUGUGCUGCUGCUGGACACGGGAGACAGCCGGAUGGUGUGAUUCGUGUCCAGGGAGCAUCAUCUCGUACAGCUGCUGCGAGCUGCCGAGUGACAUGUGCGGGCCGUGGGUGCCGGGGGGAUACGCCAUCGCAGUCGGGCUUGGAACGAGCCCGGGUUGUGGGAACCCUCGAGGUGCCUGGCGAUAAGCCAUGCCUGGCACACCGCUGUUCGGACGUCCGGGCAUGAACCCUGGGGAUCCCGGGGAGAAAUUGCGUUGCUGUGACUGCAUGUUGUAGUCAAUUUGAAGGUCCUCGCGACUAGGCGCAUUCUGCAAGGCUCCGGUUCGGUAGUCGUAUAGCUGAGCGGGUCCCAAGGGGGGAGGCCGAUGGACAGCUGCACCGUUUCCGGAAAGCGAAGGGUACAGAGGUUGCUGUUCGGGUGCGAACUGCUGUGGCAUCGAGGCCCACUGUUGGGCAGUGCCAUCGACACCCUCCGACGCAUCUUCGACCUGCUGCAACCGACGUAACUCCGCAGUGGACAACCCGCCGCUGAACGAAUGAGGGCGUUCCUUGAGGUCACCGGCGCCAAUGCCGCCGUUCACCGCUUCGGCCUUGAUUGGCGCCACCAUAGUGUUACUCGCGACAGAGUCUUGCGAGCUAGAGACCGUACUGUCGGUCGAGGAGCCGCGCGAAUGCGAAACGCCGAUGUGGUCGGAGGCAAGCGGAGAAGAGUUGACACUCGGGAUGGAUGCCGUGUCCAGAGGACUUGUUUCUACAAGCUGCGCCGAGCCAAGCUUUGACUUUGGGGGCGUGCGAAUGGGGAUAUCUUCUGAAUCGGCCGAGACUUCACCAAUUUUGAGGCGAACAAUCUCGUCAGCGAGGUCCCAUUCGGCUGAUUCAGCCUGGGAGUCCACCAAUUGGCCAUUAUUGUUGAAUCGCCAUCUGGGAUUCGCGGUGGUUGGAUCGGAAGUCAUGGUAGGGUCGUUAUGGGCAGACAUGAGGAUGGGGCGGAUUGAAAGAGAGAUUUUAGAAACGAGGCCGGGUAGAUGGAUUGGUUGGUCACCAAGAGGCCUAUUCUGUGGAGAUGACGAAUGCAAC